GGCGGGCGGCGGUCGCUCAGUCGCGCGCGGGCACGGCGUGAGGGCGCGCGCAUCGGUGCACGUGCAUGGCGCGCCUGACUGGAUGCCUCGCGCCCUCGGGGAAUGGCUUCGUCCGAGGAAGAGGCGACUACGCCGAACCCUGAAGAUGACUGCCUCAGUGUCCGAAAAUGGUGGUGUUUCCUGCUGUCGUCGAUAUUCACGUUCCUCGCCGGACUGCUCGUGGUGCUGUUAUGGCGCGCGUGCGCGUUCGUCUGCUGCCACAAGGAGCCGGAGCUGGCGCCCAACGACCCCAAGCAGAAGGAGCAGAAAGCCGCGCGACAGGGCAAACAAGAGUUCGAGGGGACGUUCAUGACCGAAGCGAAAGACUGGGCCGGCGAACUUAUAUCCGGUCAGACUACCACCGGACGAAUACUGGUAGUGUUGGUGUUCAUUCUGAGUAUAGCAUCGCUGAUCAUCUACUUCAUUGACGCGUCCAGUGAGGAAGUGGAGCGAUGUCAGAAAUGGAGCGACAAUAUUACUCAGCAAAUCGACCUUGCCUUUAACAUAUUUUUUAUGGUCUACUUUUUUAUACGAUUUAUAGCAGCUAGUGACAAACUGUGGUUCAUGCUCGAAAUGUAUUCAUUUGUAGAUUAUUUCACGAUACCCCCAUCCUUUGUAUCAAUAUACCUGGAUAGAACGUGGAUAGGGCUGAGAUUUCUCAGAGCUCUACGCUUAAUGACCGUGCCUGAUAUUUUGCAGUACCUCAAUAUAUUAAAGACAUCGAGUUCAAUUCGGUUGGCGCAAUUAGUUUCUAUAUUUAUAUCAGUAUGGUUAACUGCAGCCGGGAUUAUUCAUUUGCUGGAAAAUUCCGGAGAUCCAUUAGAGUUUGAGAACGCGCAGAAGCUUUCGUACUGGACUUGUGUAUACUUUCUAAUAGUCACCAUGUCCACAGUAGGUUACGGUGAUGUGUUCUGUCACACUGUACUUGGCAGAACCUUUUUGGUUUUUUUUCUUCUCGUCGGCUUGGCAAUGUUCGCUAGUAGCAUUCCCGAAAUUAUAGAGCUGGUAGGAAGUAGGUCCAAGUACAGUGGCGAGCUGAAGCGUGAACACGGAAAAAGGCAUAUUGUUGUUUGUGGACAUAUAACAUACGAAUCGGUCAGCCAUUUUUUAAAAGACUUCCUACAUGAGGACCGCGAAGAUGUAGAUGUUGAGGUUGUUUUUUUACACAGGAAACCGCCCGAUCUGGAGCUCGAAGGCCUGUUCAAGAGACACUUUACCACUGUGGAAUUCUUUCAAGGCACCAUUAUGAAUCCAAUCGACCUACAGAGGGUAAAAGUCCACGAAGCAGACGCUUGCUUGGUGCUAGCAAACAAAUACUGCCAAGACCCGGACGCCGAGGACGCUGCCAACAUCAUGAGGGUCAUCUCCAUCAAGAACUAUUCCGACGACAUCAGGGUUAUCAUACAACUGAUGCAGUAUCAUAACAAGGCCUACCUGCUGAAUAUCCCAUCAUGGGACUGGAAGCAAGGCGAUGACGUCAUCUGCCUGGCGGAACUGAAGCUCGGUUUCAUCGCGCAGAGCUGCCUCGCGCCCGGCUUCUCGACCAUGAUGGCCAACUUAUUCGCCAUGAGGAGUUUCAAGACGUCCCAAGACAUGGCUAUAUGGACUAAUGACUACAUGCGCGGUACCGGAAUGGAGAUGUACACGGAGACGUUAAGUACCACGUUUAUCGGGAUGCCCUUCAAACAGGCUACAGAGUUGUGCUUCACGAAGUUGAAACUAUUGCUGUUGGCGAUAGAGAUCAAAGGAGAGGAAGGCGCCGACAGUAAGAUCUCUAUCAACCCUCGCAACGCGAAGAUACACGCUAACACACAAGGAUUCUUUAUAGCACAAUCCGCUGACGAAGUCAAAAGAGCUUGGUACUACUGCAAGGCCUGCCACGAGGACAUCAAAGACGAAACUCUGAUCAAGAAAUGCAAAUGCAAAAACUAUGUCGGAAUGAUGAUGAUGCAGACUGGAAUGGUGAAACAAAGUCUUAAUACGUACCGUGCUUGUCUCGACGAUGAUCACCAUCCUCCCCCCACCUUCACGCCGCCAGAGUUGCCCAAGAAGGUCCAUGUUCGAGGUGAAAUAGCACGCGAGAGAGGCGAAGAUACAAGUUUGAUAAAUCGCAACCAUCGGAGCGCAGCGCCGACGACGCUGCUGUCUCCGAUGGCCAACCAGCUCAUGAACACCACCACCACGCGCCAAGUCAACAAGGUGAAGCCUAACGUCAACAGAGCACCGCCUGAUACGAACGCUCAAGAUCAAGAUACAAAUUACCAGGCCUAUCAUCUUGCCUACGAAGUGAAAAAGCUCAUGCCGACAAGCAGGAGUAGUGGGGGCAACCAGAACAGCAACGGCGUGAGUCUCCCCGCCGGACUGGCGGACGACCAGUCGAAAGAUUUCGACUUUGAAAAGACUGAAAUGAAAUAUGACUCUACGGGAAUGUUCCAUUGGAGUCCCGCGAGAAACCUAGAGGACUGUAUAUUAGACAGAAAUCAAGCGGCGAUGACGGUCCUGAACGGUCACGUGGUAGUGUGCCUGUUCGCGGACCCGGACUCUCCGCUCAUAGGCCUUCGGAACCUGGUGAUGCCGCUCCGAGCCUCCAACUUCCACUACCACGAGCUCAAGCACGUAGUUAUCGUGGGCAGCGUCGAAUACAUCAGAAGAGAGUGGAAGAUGUUGCAGAAUCUUCCUAAGAUAUCUGUAUUGAAUGGUUCACCGCUAAGCCGGGCCGACUUGCGUGCAGUCAACGUGAAUCUGUGCGACAUGUGCUGUAUCCUGUCAGCGAAGGUGCCGUCCAACGACGACCCCACGCUGGCCGACAAGGAGGCGAUCCUGGCUUCGCUGAACAUCAAGGCGAUGACGUUCGACGACACGAUCGGCGUGCUGAGCGCGGGCGGCAAUGGAAGUAGCGCCGCGUCGCUGCCCGGCCAGCCGCCCGCGCCCGUGCUGCUGCAGCGGCGCGGGUCUGUCUACGGGGCCAAUGUGCCCAUGAUCACAGAGUUGGUGAACGACAGCAACGUGCAGUUCUUGGACCAAGACGACGACGACGAUCCCGACACGGAGCUGUACCUGACGCAGCCGUUCGCGUGCGGCACCGCGUUCGCGGUCAGCGUGCUCGACUCACUCAUGUCCACUACAUAUUUCAACCAGAACGCGUUGACACUGAUCCGUUCCCUGAUCACGGGCGGCGCGACGCCCGAGCUGGAGCUCAUCCUGGCGGAGGGCGCGGGGCUGCGGGGAGGAUACUCCACGCCGGAGAGCUUAGCUAACAGAGACCGUUGUAGAGUGGGCCAGAUCUCCUUGUACGACGGCCCGCUGGCGCAGUUCGGCGAGGCGGGCAAGUACGGCGACCUGUUCGUAGCAGCGCUCAGCACCUACGGCAUGCUGUGCAUCGGCCUGUACCGGUUCCGCGACACCUCCUCCUCUUGCGACGCGAGUAGCAAGCGAUACGUCAUCACCAACCCGCCUGAUGACUUCUCGCUCUUGCCUACUGAUCAGGUAUUCGUCCUCAUGCAGUUCGACCCCGGCGUGGAGUACCGCUCGAGCCGGCGCGCGGGCUCGACGGGCGGCGGCGGCGGCAAGGACGACGCCUCCUGACUAUUGCUGUGCAGCGCCCUCACUGACGGGCCCUACUCCUACAUCUAGGCUGUAGGGCCUCGCUCCACAUCACUCCGACAAUCCUACCCUCACCACACCUGUCGCCCGGGGCCGCCCGGGACCGCCACCCCACACGGCUCUCGGCAAAUAUUUCUGACACCAUUCUUAUGACGGCUUUGGACUGGAAACAUUUGCCGAUCGCCUAUCCUGUUGGCCGCUGCCUGUUGUACUAUAAGCAUAGCAACGAAAGGAAAGAUAAAGGCUGAAGUCAUAAAAUGAACAAAUAUUUUAUCUAAUAAUUGUAACCUGUGUCAAUUGCUGACUAAUCUUGGGGAGCGCGCACACUCCCUUGGAAUAGUAAUGUCAUAUAUUAAAUACAAUAUGGGCUUUGUUCCAGUAAACAUAGUACAACUCGUAGCGGUCGACGCACACGCUCUCCCUAUUUUACAAUUUGAUUUAGCAUAUUACAUAACUCGACCUUCCACAUCUCACAGUGCACCGUUAACUCUAUCACACUCAAACGCACUCCUGUGACCGACAAAUUUGUGCUUUACGUUAUAAUGAUUUUUAUAAACAACGAAAUUAUUGUGAAAUAAAAACACAAUUCAGCUAUAAAUUCGAAUUGAAAGAGGGCAUCACUGUUAUUUAUUGUGGAGGAGCUUGCAGUCAAAUAUGCACUGAUAGGGGGGCAAAGAUUUAAAACUGCACUCGAUAUGAUAAAAACACAAAAUUCAAAUAACUAACUAACUUUUAGACGGUUGUAAAGGACUUGUUAUAAUUAGGAUAAGAAUAUUGGUGGUGGUCAAGUUUAGUUAAAGUAUGUUAAUAUAAUGAGUAUAACAGAGAAGCACACGCCGUGAUUAAACGACACACAUUUCUCGCUUCUUUCACUUCGCUCUUACAUUAUCUUCGCUACAGUUCUGUCUUCCUUUAAUCUUUCACACUUUCUAUCAAACACUACAGCCAUUUUGUUCGCCAUCAGGUCCGCCAUUUUGUUAAAAUUAAGAUCGCGAUCUACGACCCAAAUAAAACGCGGCAAUGUGGCAAAUAUAUUUCUAAUUUCACUUUAAAGUAAAAGUAAGCGAAGACCUAAACAUGAAGAAGGUAAAUGCUCAAUAAGGGACACUUUAAACUUUUAAUUGCAUGACAGUUAAACAGAUUUGUAAUAGAUUUUUUUAUCUUAAGCUACUCUAUCUAUACUAAUCUUUCUUCUUUUAGAUUUAUCCAUUCCUUAUUAUUCAGUAGAAUUGUUUCACUUUCACAUAUUUAAGACGCUAUGAUACAAAGUAUAGUGGUAAGCAUUUAAUAUUUUCAUCGACUGAUUGAUUGUUAAGCUGUUAGCACAUGGUGUAAUCAUAUAGUGCAGGUUAUGUUGUGAUUGACAUUAAUUUUAGCCGUAAUCGUUAAGUUACGUUAGUCGUUUGAGUACUGAAUUCACAUUGAAUUCUUCGCUUAGCUGUAAGCCGCAUCUGCCAUAUAUUCAAAUGCACGUUGGUGGUAGAACGCGUACACAUUGCUCAUAAUUUUGAUUUGUAUAAUUAGGCUAGAAACACAAGGUCGAUUUACAUUUAUCGCUGCUGGCAACCUUCAAAUUCUUAUUUCAAAAGUGAACGACAAAUGUGAAUCGGCCGCUAUAUAGGUACAUAGUCACACUCAAUCUUAUCCCUUUAGUUAUGUUUAUUUUAAUUUUAUUUUAAUAAAUUUUUGAUUAGCUUUUUAAUUUU
Molecule: messenger RNA, 5348 nt
Organism: Manduca sexta (tobacco hornworm)
Lineage: Eukaryota; Metazoa; Arthropoda; Insecta; Lepidoptera; Sphingidae
Gene: slo
Product: calcium-activated potassium channel slowpoke
Exons: 26
Coding region: 103-3624 (1173 amino acids)
Biological process (GO): potassium ion transport; transmembrane transport
Cellular component (GO): postsynaptic membrane
Molecular function (GO): large conductance calcium-activated potassium channel activity
Source: RefSeq, a predicted model, not a curated record